This is a messenger RNA of Andrographis paniculata, 5113 nucleotides long. Its product is annotated as histidine kinase 2. Lineage: Eukaryota; Viridiplantae; Streptophyta; Magnoliopsida; Lamiales; Acanthaceae. Gene Ontology annotation, biological process: phosphorelay signal transduction system; phosphorylation. The record is from RefSeq and is a predicted model, not a curated record. Bases 936 to 4550 code for a protein of 1204 amino acids. The transcript has 14 exons. Gene Ontology annotation, molecular function: phosphorelay sensor kinase activity.
GGAGGGUCAUCACUCAGGGGUUAAAGGGGGAAAAGAGGGGCACCUUCUUUUUAUUCCACAUUGAAUAAUUGGUUCCAGUUGGAUUUGGGGUGAAACCAACUGGAUUUCUUUCAAUCCAAUACCUCUUGAUGAUGUGUAUUCUUUGAGUGUGUUUCUUUUUUGAUCCUCCUUUUGUUAUCUCCUUUCUUAUUCCAUCUCUCCCGCUCCUCACAUUUAGGGGUUUUGCGUGUGCCUUGUUGAUGAUGCAUCAAAGAAAGGGGCCCCGAAUCUGCCUCCUUUUUACUGAUCCCUGCUGCAGCCACUCCAAAUCAGCUUCUGAGCUGUGUGUUUCUUUUGUUUUGGCAUGAUUGCAAGUCCAAGUUUGGAGGAUUUUUUUUGUUGAGGGUUUUUUUUUUCCUGUGUCUUCAGAGAUUGUACUCAGCAUCACUUUCUUCACAUGUUGCUCUGAGAUAAUUUGGAAUUUUGCUGCACUGCUGAAUUCCCUGCUCAAUCCACAGCUGCCUGAGUUGCAGAUUUUGAUUCUCUAUAUAUCUAGGCGCUUUAAACAGCUUCCCUUCUUGAAAGCCACUUUAUCCUGAAAAUAUUACACUUUCUUUUCUGUUUUUCGGUGGAGAAGGGCGAUCAAGAAUCUUCAAUUCGAAUUGAUUACAUGGCUCUUGUGGGUUUUCGUUGAGCUUUUGCUUGAUUUUAGGGUAUUUUGCCUGAUUGCAGAUUUUGGAAUAAUUCUUGUGAAGUUCGAAGGUUGCUCGUCUGAAGAUCUUAGAUUGCAUUUGAAUUGUGCCAAACUAGCCAAGGGCUGUAUGAAUAAUUUGAAGUGGUGGCUCUUGUUGGAUCUUCCUUGAUUUUGUGCUUGCUUUCUUUGGAAUAGUUUCUCAACUCUAGCUUGGUCUUAAAAUCAGUCUCUCACAAGAUGUGCUAGUGUGUUUUUGGUGAAGAUGUCUUCCAAUCACAAGCAUUCUUGCUCAAAUGGAAAUAUAUCGCCCUCUUACAAUCUGAAGGAGGGUAAAAGGGGGUUGUUGCGGCGAAAAGCAAGAAGUAGAAGAUUGAAACAAGGUCUUGCAUUAUUGGUUGUUUUGUUUGUGUUAAUGUGGGUCUUGACUUGCUUGAGCAGUGGGUCAUUAGGCUGGAAAGUGAAGACUCGUGUUAGAAAUGAAGAUCAUUCUAAUGAUUCAUCCGAGAACUGCAACGCGGAGAAAAUUGCAUGUUCCGAGUGCUGUAGUUCUGUAGCAUGUGCGCUUAAGAUGCUAGGUUCUGAGAAUCAGAUCUUCCAAAAGCAAUGUAAAUUGGUGACUGAAAAUUUUGAGCUCAGUGCACAUUGCUCUUCACUACAGAACACUAAUGCUAAAUGUCUUGGUUCACUGCCGGCUGAGGAGAUUUCUGCAUUAACCAUUCGGAAUUCCACGCUUUCAUCAAUAUCUACUGCACAGAUAUGUUACAAAGAGAAUGAAUUGCAAAUGCGAGAGUUUCAUGCUCGUACUGCAGAUCAUUGUGAGAACAUUUAUCUCAGGUUUGCCAAAAUAUUCUUGUGGAUCUUUGUUGGAAUGGCUGUAAGCUACAACCUUCGCAAGUUAUAUGAACAACGUAGGGGUCAAACGAAUGAGCUGGUACAGCAGCAACCAUUAUUGCUGCAGCAUCCUCAGUUGCCACUGUACGCGCAACAUCACUCCCGAAGCACUGGAAAGUGGAGGAAGAAGCUUCUGGUUAUUUUUGUCUUAGGUGGCGUUAUUUUCUCUGUUUGGUUGUUCUGGUAUUUACAUGAAGAUAUAAGGUUGAGAAGGAAAGAAACUCUGGCAAGCAUGUGUGAUGAGCGCGCACGAAUGCUCCAGGACCAAUUCAAUGUCAGCAUGAACCAUGUUCAUGCCUUGGCCAUUCUUAUUUCUACAUUCCAUCAUGGGAAGCAACCUUCUGCUAUUGAUCAGAAAACAUUUGAAGAUUAUACUGAGAGAACAGCUUUUGAGAGACCUCUUACUAGUGGUGUUGCUUAUGCUUUGAGAGUUCGCCACUCAGAGAGGAAGCGCAUUGAGAAACAGUAUGGAUGGUCGAUCAAGAAAAUGGAUGUUGAAGAUCAAACUUUAGCUCAAGACUAUAACCCAGAGAACUUCCGCACCUCACCUUUUCAAGAUGAAUAUGCCCCUGUUAUUUUCUCACAGAAAACUGUUUCUCACAUCUUAUCAAUCGAUAUGAUGUCUGGCAAGGAAGACCGAGAGAAUAUAUUGCGAGCUAGAGCUUCUGGAAAAGGAGUCCUGACAUCACCUUUCAAGCUAUUAAAAUCCAAUCACCUUGGCGUUGUACUUACUUUUGCCGUCUACAAUGCUGACCUUCCACCCAAUGCGACACCUGUGCAGCGAAUAAAUGCUACAGUAGGGUAUCUAGGUGCUUCUUAUGAUGUUCCAUCAUUAGUUGAGAAGCUUCUACAUCAGCUUGCUAGCAAACAGACUAUUAUUGUGAACGUAUAUGACACUACUAGUAAAGCUGCUCCAAUUCAAAUGUUUGGUAUGGAUGUCGCCGACAAUGGAUUGUUGCAUAUAAGCCACCUUGAUUUUGGGGAUCCAACAAGAAAGCAUGAGAUGCAUUGCAGGUUUAAAAAUAAGCCGCCUCCACCAUGGCAAGCUAUAACUGCAUCUGUUGGAGUACUUGUUAUCACUUUGCUUUUAGGUCAUAUCUUUUAUGCAGCCAUAAAUCAAAUUGCUAAAGUGGAACAUGACUAUCGGGAGAUGAUGGAGCUCAAGCAUCGGGCUGAAGCAGCUGAUGUGGCAAAGUCCCAGUUUCUAGCGACAGUGUCACAUGAAAUCCGGACACCAAUGAAUGGAGUUUUGGGUAUGCUUCAGAUGCUAAUGGACACAAAUCUUGAUCCCUGCCAACUGAAUUAUGCUCAGACUGCUCAUGAUAGUGGAAAAGAUUUGAUAUCAUUAAUAAACAAGGUUUUGGAUCAGGCCAAGAUUGAAUCUGGAAGGCUUGAAUUAGAGGCUGUUCCUUUUGAUCUGCGUGCAGUUCUUGACAAGGUCCUAUCGAUUUUUUCUGGGAAAUCUCAUGAAAAAGGGAUAGAGCUGGCAGCUUAUGUAUCUGAGAAGGUACCAGAAGUGGUCAUCGGAGACCAGGAACGAUUUGGGCAGAUCAUCACAAAUCUUGUGGGGAAUUCAAUUAAGUUUACGCAAGACAGGGGGCAUAUUUUUGUUUCUGUUCACUUAGCUGAUGAAGUAAGGCUUGCCCUUGAUGUGAAGGAUGAGGUUCUAAAACAAAGCUUAGGUGCAGGUCAAAGGGAUUCGAAUGCUUCUUUUAAUAAUACACUGAGUGGGUGUCCGGUAGUCGAUAGAAGGAAAAGUUGGGAAAAUUUUAAGAAGCUUGGAGACACUGCCGAAGAAUCUGGAAGAAUCAAAUUGCUUGUAACUGUUGAAGACACCGGCACAGGAAUACCUCCUGAAGCACAGGGGCGAAUUUUUACGCCUUUUAUGCAGGCCGACAGCUCUACAUCCCGUAAAUAUGGUGGAACUGGCAUAGGACUGAGCAUCAGCGAGCGCUUAGUAGAUCUUAUGGGUGGAGAAAUUGGUUUUGUUAGUGAGCUUAACACUGGCAGUACCUUUACAUUUUCUGUAUCCUUCAACCAGAUGGAAGCAAAUUCAGCAGACAAAAUGUGGCAGCCAUGCAAUCCGCCUGUUUCGGAAUUUCAGGGACUACGAGCAUUAGUCGUUGAUGAGAAAAGAAUAAGAGCAGAGGUCACAAGAUACCAUCUUCGAAGACUAGGAAUUCAUGUGGAUAUAACUUGCAGUGUGGAGUCUGCCUGCGCUUACCUUUCCGAAAAUUACAGGACUAGUGCUUCAGAGUCGGACGUGCUUUCUAUGGUUCUCAUCGACCAAGAAAUUUGGGAUAACGAAACCUGCUUUCCACUGCAUGAAAUGAUCAAGAUAGUGAGAGUCGAUAGCUCUGGAUACAAAUCCAAAUCUCGACUGAAGAUUUUCUUACUGGCGACUUGCCUAAGCUCCACCGACCUGAUCAAGCUUAAGUUAGACGAAUUAAUGGACGGUUUGAUACUAAAGCCUCUGAGAUUGAACACAUUAAUGUCGACAUUCCUGGAAGCCGCUGGAAAGAGGCUUGAUACAAGGGAUAAUCCGUCUAAUCUUAGAAGUCUUCUCAAAGGCAAACAGAUUUUGGUGGUCGAUGACAACAGCGUAAACAGAAGAGUGGCUGAAGGUGCUCUAGAGAAGUACGGUGCAGUCGUUACAUGUGUAGAAGGAGGCCAGCUUGCCGUUGAUUUGCUUAAGCCUCCCCACAAGUUCGAUGCUUGCUUCAUGGAUCUUCAAAUGCCCGAAAUGGACGGGUUUGAAGCUACACGAGAGAUUCGAAGGCUUGAAAAGGAAUAUAAUUCAAGAAUUGCUUCCGAAAAACCAUCAUCUUCGUCUGAAUGGCACACCCCAAUAUUAGCUAUGACAGCAGAUGUCAUUCAUUCAACAAAUGAAGUUUGUGUGACGAGCGGGAUGGAUGAUUAUGUAUCUAAGCCGUUUGGCGAGGGACAGCUGUACUCCGUGGUCGCACGAUUCUUUGAGACAGGAUGACCUGGACCAGAACUGACUUUAGGUCUGAAAUGAACCAGUUCAGACAUUUAACUUCUGACCAGUGUGUUUGUAUUCGCUACCACAUCGCCAGAGGCUUGUAAAACACACACUUGCAGGACUAAUACGCUCUUGCAUUUUAGGAGGGCCUGGAAGUUCAAACAAGAUCGAAUACAUGCUAUAGGGGGGAGGAUCAAAACAUGCAUUUCUAACAGCUAAUCCACGUCGCUAACUGAUGCAGCUGCGCAGGAUUUGUCGCGCUUAGAAUGACCGGCGCGAAGUACUGCAAUAUACGCAUAGUAGAAUCAUUGACAUGAACCGCAAGAACAGUGUACACAUCGAAUACUUGCUUGCUAUAAGUAUAUAUGUCCACGGUGAAGAAAUCUUAGGUUUUUGGCAUCAGUGUUUUAGUUUGAUGCAGAAGAAAGCAUCUCUACAUGUAUGUAUGUGUAUAUAUUAUACAUAUAUUUGUGUAUAGUUUUGGUAGGAAUGAAUAGUAAUGAGGCAAGAUUGUGCUGAGAGUAAUGCAUAAGAUGAUCUGAGUUAGUAGGUGGGUUUUAUUUUUA